Molecule: messenger RNA, 2692 nt
Organism: Frieseomelitta varia
Lineage: Eukaryota; Metazoa; Arthropoda; Insecta; Hymenoptera; Apidae
Exons: 9
Coding region: 468-2540 (690 amino acids)
Source: RefSeq, a predicted model, not a curated record
GUCGCGAGAGUCGCGAGUCAUCGGGCUCCGUUCGUCUGUUCGUCUAUCCCGUAGAACCGUAAACGUCGAGCGUGUGCAGCGAAGCGGCCAGCGCAGCAGCACACACAGCUCGGCUACGCGAGUCAACACGAGUCUUCUGUUUUACGUGCGACACUCGCUCCUCUCAGGGCAGGAGAGAUAAAAGCGCUCGCCGGCAAUGGCAUCCUCGGCGACUGGUCGGCGAGAAGCGCGGAUAUAAGAAGAAGAAGCGACGCGAUGCCGAUCGUAGUAGCCGGUUCACGAUGACCUCUAUCGUUUGCUACGGCUCGUACGUGUCCGCGUCCCUCGGCCAGCCGUGAUUCGACGAAACGCGCGCGUCGCGACACGACACGGUGUGUGCAGAUCCGCUGUGACGUUGUGAUCGUGGCGAGCACACAGCUGGAAUCGCGAGGAGGAAUCGCGUCGCGUGAACCACGAGAGGGCUGGGCAUGGCUACCCUGGCGAGCAGCUCGUCGUCGGGCCUCACCAGGCCACCGACCAUGCUCGAGCAGCUUCUCGAAGAGAUCAACUUCCAGAGGACCAAGGAGCUCAGGCAGAUGCUCAAAGACGACUCGGGCUUCGUGAUACUUCAAGGUACAACCUAUUGGACGGACCUGUUUGUCAGGCACUUCCUCUUCCAGGCGGAGCACACGAUCGACGGCGACGAUCUACUUUUCUUCGUGCGCAAGAAACACGUGAAAACGUCGUCGAGGUACUUGCCAAAAUUCGAGACGGAGGUGGACGUGUUCCGGAAGGACAGCAAGAAACUACCGAUCGGCGAUCCCGACAUCGAUUGGGAAGAAACCGUGUACCUGAACCUGGUCGUACAUCAGUUCGACUACACGCUAACAUUAGCGAUCUGCACAAGGACGAGCCCCAAGGAAUUGCAAGUAUUGCGGAGACACUCGCAGAAGGUUUACGCAAGCCCGAGCCGGCGGCGGAUGGACGCCAAGGGUGAUCUCGAAGAGAUGACGUACCCGCACAUAUGCUUCAUGGUGGACAAUUUCGACGAAGUUUUCUGUGAUAUUUUAGUCAGGGAUGGGGAGAUGGUGUGCGUGGAAUUGGUCGCGUCCGACAGGGAGGGCGCCAUUCAAGGCGUCAUUUUCCUCGGGUCUAUCAGAUACGACGCUUUGAAGAAAGUGUACGACGCGAGAUCGAGUCUGAGUACCAAGAUGGCACAACGCAUGACCUUUGGCCUGUUUUCCGGCGCGGCCUCCCAGCGAAUAGAAUUCGUUCGAAUGAAAGGACCUCGCGGCAAAGGACACGCGGAAAUGGCUGUGACGAAGCCGAAGGGCUCAGGCGCGGAGACACCGACCUCGGAGCCUGGCUACUGCGCCACGGAUUCCCUGUGGGACGCCGACUGGGACGACGCCGAAGAGUUAUUCAUGUAUCGUCAUCAACGAAGGCUGUCCGACCCGAGCGCCAAUCUGAACAAUUUCGUCCGCGGUGGCUGGAGAACGAAACCGGACACGGCUGCGACGAAGGCCAGGUCGGAGAACGAGGGUCUGGACUCGAUGGCGAACGGACUGAGCGAAAUCGAAGCCGGGGACGUCCGAGACGCCGACCUACAGGAUAGCAGCUGGGGCGGCCGGGGCUCACCAGGAAAUCACAAGAGUCCUCAAGUCAGGCGGCGAAGAUCCCCUCUUCAUCCCGGCAGGCAGCAAGCACGUCCCAAGCAAAAGCUACGUAACUCGUGGGAACGUACCGAAAAUGAGAACUCGCCGAAUCGCAAGGAGGCCUAUCACGAAACACACGGCCUCCAGAACCACCAGCACAACCAUAUCGAAGUGGGUAGCGAGAUACUCGUGCCGGCGGCGGCUUGCUUGACCGACGACAACGUGAGACAGAAGCUGGACGCCGGCGCGAUUCUGGUGCACGGCAAGGAGGAACUGCCGUUGGGAUACGAGGAGGAGGAGGAGGACAAUAACCGGAAACGAAGGCCGUACAGCACCGGACAGAUCAAUCACGAGCGGAUCAACAAUCUGGAGAACGACGAGGAUCACCGGCGGCUCAGCGAUGACGAAUUGGUCAGGGUACGUCGGACUGAUGGUCGCCGGCGUCUACGCUCGGCUGGCUCCGAUCACGAGGAGUACUACACCGGCCGUAACAAGAACAAAAACGACGAGCAGAUGAAAGAUAAAAACGCGAACGCCCGUAUUACGCGAGGUAACCUGACCACGCACAGACAGAGCGCCACCCUGCCCAGAAGGAGGCGAAGACGAGCGUUGUCCGGCAGCUUCGCGGGCAAUCCACUUCCGCCGCAUCGAGUCACACCAGACGGCACAGCCAUCUACUAUUGGUGCGAGCUCCCGCGCCGCCCCGGCUCACAGGAGCUGGACGACGGCGCUUACAACCCGCUAUGGACGAUGCGAGGAUUCACGCAGACCUUUCACUUCUGGAAGGAGACCAGGCGGGCCCAAUCCGUACCUUUGAACGCGUUUCUUACUUAUAUUACCCUGCCUUGGUGGAGCAUUGCCAAAGAUAUUCUUGAUCAUCGAGAAGGUCCUAUUCUGACAUUCUAGCCGACACGAGGGCGCCCCGUUCUCAUCUCGGGCAAACUUUCUUUCUCCAUUUGGUUUCCCAUGGUUUUGUACGCACUUGGUACGCAUAGAACUGUGGCCCAACAAGAUCGAAGUGUAUAGAUUAAGGAAAUAAACGAGGAUACUGUUUAUAA